Cordyceps militaris CM01 is the source of this 795-nucleotide messenger RNA. Its product is annotated as Membrane fusion mating protein FIG1. The record is from RefSeq and is a predicted model, not a curated record. Gene Ontology annotation, biological process: conjugation with cellular fusion. Lineage: Eukaryota; Fungi; Ascomycota; Sordariomycetes; Hypocreales; Cordycipitaceae. Gene Ontology annotation, cellular component: mating projection tip; membrane. The coding region runs from base 1 to 795 and encodes 264 amino acids. The transcript is spliced from 2 exons.
AUGCCGCGCUUCCAAGUGGGAUGGACCCAGUACAUACCCUUUCUCGGGUACCACCAUGUGCUCAUGAUUCUUAUCGCCGUUGCCAUUAUCCUCCUCUCUCUUCUCCUCGCCGGCUGCUCGUCGUCGUCGCCCCUCAUCCCCAACAUCUUCCUGCUGUCGCUCUACUACAAGAGCUACGAGGCCACGCCGGACACGUCACAGGUGUACUACAAUGUCCACACGGCGCUGUCCAACAUUGCCGGCGGCGCGCAGCUCCAGGCGCGCGUCGGGUACUUUGGCAUCUGCGUCAACCCCGACGGCGGGUCGUGGCUCUGCAGCAACAAUGCGACGGCCCUGGCGAGACAGGUCAGCCAGGACCAGGAUCCCCUGAACUUGAUCUGGCUGGCGGCGCAGUUUAAAGACAUGAUUGUCUUUCCCUACCUGAUAAUCAUUGCCAUCAUCUUUGCCUUUAUCUGCGUCCUCUUGCUCGCCAGCUUUCCCUCGUGGUACGAAGAGGAUGACUCGGAGGGCUCGGAGCGCGUCGUCCGUCCCAUUCCUUCGCGCGCCCUCUCCCAGGUCUCGCUCGCCAUCAUCUUCAUCGCGUCCAUUUUCGUGCUCGUCUCGGUGCUGUGGCAGCACACGGCGUCGGUGGCCGCGUCCGUCAUUGCCCAAGACUUUGGCAACGGCGUCGUCAAGUCGGGCGUUGGCACCGCCGCCAUGGUGCUCGGCUGGUUCUCGUUUGCGCUGCUGAUUAUCGUGACAAUUGGUCUGAUUGUCACGAUAUUAACGAUUAGUGUGGUCCAUCAGAUGGUGUAA